AGAUCUCAGCCUCAGCAACAAAUCGGGUCCCGGAGACAAAACCGUCUCGUUUCUGGGGUCAUGGAGGUGUCCUCUCACAGCCUCUUCCUGCUGCAGCAGCUCAACGUCCAGAGAGAGUUCGGGUUCCUGUGUGACUGCACCGUCGCCAUUGGAAACGUCUACUUCAAAGCUCACCGCGCAGUGCUGGCCGCUUUCUCCAACUACUUCAAGAUGAUCUUCAUCCACCAGUCCAGUGAGUGUAUAAAGAUUCAACCCACCGACAUCCAGCCGGACGUCUUCAGCUACCUGCUGCACAUCAUGUACACCGGCAUGUGUCCCAAACAGCCGGUGGACCAGAGCCGGCUGCAGGACGGCAUCAAGUUCCUGCACGCCUACCAGCUGUGCCGCAAACCCGGCGAGGGCACCCCCGACGCCGCCGCCGACGUCGUCCGCAUGUCCAACCUGUACGGCAUCCAGAUCUCCUCUCAGCUGGCCAACAAGGACGCGCCCGGAGUCCCCAAGACCGGCCGCGGGGCCGCGGAGGACGGGCGCUCCUCGGGCCGGGGGGUCUCAGACCACCAGGCCUCGGCGCUGAGGAACGUCUGCUCGGUGGCGUCCGGAGACGACUCGGACAUCUCCGCGCGGAUCAAGCAGGAACGUGUGGAGGAGGAGGAAGACGGCGAGGAGGGGCCGGGGGUGGGGUCCCCGUCUCCGGCUCAGGACUGCAGCCCCGGUCAGGGACCCCUGUUCAAGGACCGGGGCCCGACGCUGCUGUGCCCGCGCUGCGGGGAGCGCUGCUCCUCCCCCGACGGGCUGCGGGAGCACCUUUUCAGCCACGCCCUCGACCCCGCCCACCUGAUGGGGGGGCUGUCGCAGGGGAUUGAGCUGGACGCAACCGCUGAGGAGGAGGGGCCCCUGGGGGCCCAGGAGCCGCUGGACGCCGGCUGCCUGGAGGAAGCGCUGAGGCAGAGCCGGGCUCUGGCCAACCAGCUGGCAGCGGAGCUGAGGAGGAGCAGGGGGAUGGGUGGACCCAGGGUCAGCCCCGCCCCCACCCCGGCCCCCACCGUCCUCCACUCACGCAAACGGAAGAUUGCCUGCGCCGUCUGCGGCCUGCGCUUCGCCCACCGGAGUCAGCUGCAGGAGCACAUGUACACCCACACCGGCAAGCCGGGCCGCCCGCACCGCUACAGCCGCCUCUGCAGCCCGCUCUUCCAGGGCGCCGCACACUUCUGCGACGGUGCCGGCGACCUGGGCGGAGUUUCCACCGCCGCCGCGGCACUUUCCGAGGAAGCCAACAGGGACGUUCAGGACAACGGCAGCUCCGGGUACUCGCUGGACUCGGAGGUCUCGCAGGAGAGCGUGGACGGCAUGCCGGUGGAGUGACGGCACUGAUCACCUCGCGGCCGUGUUGUCCUGACGUGUCGGUCAGUCAUGUGAUCAUGCUGCGGUGCUGUGGAACGCUUUUGGGUAACCAGUUUGAACUGGUUUGGGUGUCUGGAUUGGAUUGAUCAGCUAGAAGAUAACCAGCAGAGUUCUGGACGAUGGCAGUCCUACUGCUGAUCACACUUUAAUGUUGGACAUGUGGACACUGUUGUCAGCAGACACAGCAGAACUUCCCUGGACGUCUCACCAACAUCCACACAUGUCAGUCAUGUCAUCGUAGUGGGUAUAAAUACAACCUCAGAGGAAUAACACGUUUUGUAAACUUGACAUAAUUUAUUUGAGUCAGUAGAUGUUUCCUUCUGCAGGAACGAGGGCUGGGCGAUAUGGACCAAAAGUCAUAUCUCGAUAUUUUCUAUCUGAAUGGCGAUACUCGA
This is a messenger RNA of Cololabis saira (Pacific saury), 1796 nucleotides long. RefSeq names its product zinc finger and BTB domain containing 25 (gene zbtb25). Gene Ontology annotation, molecular function: DNA-binding transcription factor activity, RNA polymerase II-specific; RNA polymerase II cis-regulatory region sequence-specific DNA binding; protein binding. Lineage: Eukaryota; Metazoa; Chordata; Actinopteri; Beloniformes; Belonidae. Gene Ontology annotation, cellular component: nucleus. The transcript is spliced from 3 exons. Bases 61 to 1362 code for a protein of 433 amino acids. Gene Ontology annotation, biological process: regulation of transcription by RNA polymerase II. The record is from RefSeq and is a predicted model, not a curated record.